Messenger RNA from Fundulus heteroclitus (mummichog), 494 nucleotides. Its product is annotated as histone H2A. The coding region runs from base 36 to 422 and encodes 128 amino acids. Gene Ontology annotation, molecular function: structural constituent of chromatin; protein heterodimerization activity; DNA binding. Lineage: Eukaryota; Metazoa; Chordata; Actinopteri; Cyprinodontiformes; Fundulidae. The record is from RefSeq and is a predicted model, not a curated record. Gene Ontology annotation, cellular component: nucleosome. The transcript has a single exon.
UUUUCUAGACUAAACGCUAGAAAGCACCAGAGAAGAUGAGUGGACGCGGAAAGACCGGAGGAAAAGCCAGAGCUAAGGCCAAGACCCGCUCAUCCAGAGCCGGCCUCCAGUUCCCGGUGGGCCGUGUCCACAGGCUGCUGCGUAAAGGUAACUACGGGGAGCGCGUCGGUGCCGGAGCGCCCGUCUACCUGGCCGCCGUGCUGGAGUACCUGACGGCUGAGAUCCUGGAGCUGGCAGGAAACGCUGCCCGCGACAACAAGAAGACCCGCAUCAUCCCCCGUCACCUGCAGCUGGCCGUGCGCAACGACGAGGAGCUCAACAAGCUGCUGGGCGGAGUGACCAUCGCUCAGGGCGGCGUGCUGCCCAACAUCCAGGCGGUGCUGCUGCCCAAGAAGACCGAGAAGGCCGCCAAGGCCAAGUAGACCUGCUCCCGCUGCAGAGCGACCCCACAACGGCUCUUUUAAGAGCCACCCACCUCUCUCUGAGCUCUGAUC